CUUUUUUAAUAGUCGCGCCGUGCUGCCGUCUUUGACUCUUUGUAGUUUGUUCGUCGCAAUCGACGCAAUCGACGCUAUCGUUCACUCGUACGUUAAUUUCUCCGUCUGUACCUAUUACAAUAUUUACAUAUUAUCAUAAUUCAUAAUAGUUACUCGUCAGACGUAAAAAAACUAUGUUCUGCUUCAUCGCGACUCGUGCGUGUAGGCCAUGGUCAUCAAUUUUCGGGGCCGUGUCCAAACGUCAAGGCCUAAAAACGCUGAGUUCGCUUUCCGCGGCACAAUCGCAGAGUGGCAUGAAAAAGCGCGUCCAACGCCGAAAGCCGGCAAUGGUGGAAGACACAGGUCAGCGACAAGGUUAUUGGUGYGUGACGGCGUUCUCGACUGCUGAAGAGUUUCGCCUGGAACAACUGUCGGCGGCGCUGUCCAAGACGAACAUGUACGAGCCCACGUGCCUGUACAGCGGUUCCGACGAUACCGAUGGUGAGCGAGAUCACGUCUUGAAACAAUUUAUUAUUGACUGUGUCGCUUCAAUGACCAGUGGUGUAUUUGAGAGGGGAAACCCCUUUUUCCAGACCAUGAAUACCAAAAUAAACCAUUGCCUAGAACUUGUCGAGCUUCUGUCACAYCAUUUGAGUGACAAACAUCACAUCAGACUGGAAUGGAUGAUCAUCGUGUUGAUUAUGGUUGAGGUUGGCUUUGAAAUCAUUCACUAUGCUCAGUUGUUCAUCAAAUGAGCUACUUCAGCACGGGUUUCUUUACAAUCUUUAAAAAAUUAUUGUUUUCCUCUAAAUGUUUGAAUUUUUCAAACAGUUAUAUAUUCUUAAGUUUAGUAUCAUAUAAAAUUAAGUUGAUUAUUAUUAUGCCUUGUGAAAUAWAUUGAUGAGUUAUAGACUA
Messenger RNA from Diuraphis noxia (Russian wheat aphid), 894 nucleotides. RefSeq names its product required for meiotic nuclear division protein 1 homolog. The record is from RefSeq and is a predicted model, not a curated record. Lineage: Eukaryota; Metazoa; Arthropoda; Insecta; Hemiptera; Aphididae. Gene Ontology annotation, biological process: positive regulation of mitochondrial translation.